Cylas formicarius (sweet potato weevil) is the source of this 4444-nucleotide messenger RNA. Its product is annotated as breast cancer type 1 susceptibility protein-like. The transcript has 10 exons. Gene Ontology annotation, cellular component: plasma membrane; BRCA1-BARD1 complex; BRCA1-A complex. NCBI's taxonomy places the organism in Eukaryota, Metazoa, Arthropoda, Insecta, Coleoptera, Brentidae. Gene Ontology annotation, molecular function: metal ion binding; ubiquitin-protein transferase activity. Gene Ontology annotation, biological process: negative regulation of fatty acid biosynthetic process; positive regulation of transcription by RNA polymerase II; double-strand break repair via homologous recombination. The coding region runs from base 179 to 4444 and encodes 1421 amino acids. The record is from RefSeq and is a predicted model, not a curated record.
CAGGGUUCUUCUCAUUUUCUUCUUUAUUUCAUUUAAAAUUUUAGGUACUACGGGGCUAAGGACUUUUUUGCCUAGCUAAAGACGAAAUGAAUAUUUUUUGCAGUGCAAUUGUCAGUCUUCAUUUGAGCGAAUUUAGCCGCCAAAUUAUACUAAGGAAACGUUAUUAUUAAAUCAAAAAAUGGAUAAACAAAGUUUGCUUAAAAUAUCCAGUACAAUUGCAGUUCUCAAGGAAAAGAUAAAAUGUACAAUCUGUUUGGAUUUGGUGCAAGAUUCAAUGCAGCUAGAUUGCAAUCACAGAUUUUGUAAGAAUUGCAUAACUGAGCAUCGCUCUCACAAAUAUUCAUCUUGUCCUUUGUGUAAGAAACCUCUCAAACGUCGUAUAAAUUAUAAAGAUCAAUUUGCGGAUGAGCUAAGUAAAUUUGUUAAUCAAGUAUAUGGACUUAUUAACGACAAAUAUGGGUCUAAGGUGGAAACAAUAUUCAAAGGAAAUAUGCAGCAUGCAGCUAAUACUUCAAAUGAAAUAAAUAAUGUUUCUGGUGACGGUUCUUCAAAAAUACAGGCUCAAAAAGAGCUAGAUAUAACCAAGCCCACAACAGAUGCUUUUAGCAUAUUAAAGGAUAAACCUAUUAGGUGCUAUGGUAACAAUAGACAGCAGAGAAAAAAACAAGAGUUGCAAAAAUAUGUUUUAGAGUUUCAAAACUCUGAAACUCGGAACAGAAUAAUAGAUUGGUUAAAUUGUACCCAACAAAAAUAUGACAUUAUAAAUAAGACAGAAAAUGCAAAAGCUAGGUUGGUGGAAAUUAGUACAGAAAAUGUAUCAAACAGAAUAAGGUCUCAAUCCUUAAAUUUGGGUGACAAUAAUUUCUCUGCAAAAUUGGUCAACCGUUACCAUAGCUUAAAUGAAGGGUUACAUGAAACUGAUAAUUAUCAAAUUGAGGAAAUUGAAUCAGAAAAAUUGCUUCGACAAGUUGAAAGAAAAGUGGUGCAAAACAUGUUAGAGGAAGAUUGCUUGGAGAAUUUGGAGAAAUUGGCUAAGGAAAGUGUUUUAUCACAUAAAAAGACUACAAAGAAGAGAAAAAAAAAAUCUCCAAGUUGCAGAUCUUCUGGUUGGGACAGGAUAAAAGUCGUCAAUAGAACUAUUAAUAAAGCUUGUAAAAUACCAAAAAAAUUAAAUAUUAGCCUGCAGUCCUCUCAGAUUAAUGAAAACCGAAAAGUUGCGGAUAAAGAAAGUUCUAAAUUAAAAAAAAAUGUUUUGAAAGAAGAAAUUCAAAAAGAGAAUAAGGAAAAUGAGAAUAAUCAGAAGGUUGCAGGCGGUAGUCAUCAGGAGCAUGAAUCAAAUAUUGUAAACCCAACUUACAGCUUGAGUGUCGUUGAAAAAUAUUUUCUCCAAAAUAUAAACACAAUAGACAUUGAUAAAGAUACUUCUUCAGAAUCGUGCACUGAUUUAUGUAAAAACCAAUUUCCGGUUGGUAAAAAAGAUGUGAAGUUAUUAAGGGACAAUAGAAAUAAAGAAACGGAACUGGAAAAAUCUGUAGCGGACGAAGAUAUUUUUUCCCUGCCAACUCAAAAGACAUUACAUAGUCCUAAACACAGAGAUAUGUUCUGUGUGUUUCCAGUUACAACAAAUUUUGCUAAAACCGAAGAAAUUGUUUCAACUCUGUCAAAUAUUUUAGAAAAUUGUGUGUCCGAAUCAAAGUCUAUACAUGGAGACAUGUCCGUUUGUUUAACCAAAUGUUUUUCAAACAUAAAAUCGUAUGUAGACAAAAUCAAAACUCUAAGAGUGAAUACUGACAAUAAGGAGACACAAACCCAUCAAAAUUUUUGCACUACGAAAACUCAAACAGACAAUUUAAGUUUACGAUCACAAGAAGUACAAACUUCAUUCCAGGGCAUAAUCACACAAACUUCAGAGGAACAUAAUAUUCCUCAAGAAGGCAAUAAAACAGAAUUAGAUAGUAAUUCAAAUGAUGUAUGUAUUCAGCAACUUAAUACCAAAGAGAAUGUUGAAAAUUCUGCAGGGUCAGUAUUAGUUUGCAGCAUUCCAACUGGUCUGGAAGACAAAAUCAAACGAAAAUUGACAUUUUCAGACAUUACCCAAAGGUUUAAAAGAAUUCGUAAACCUUCUUGCAAUAGUGAUUCGGACGAUGAUGGUACCUUACAUAAAAAAGAGUGUAAUCGAUUUAUAAGAGACGAUUUGACUGUUCAGUUUGUAGAGACUGAAACUGAAGGUAAUAAUAUUGAGAAGGCAAGUGAGAAUUCUCAAGGCAGCGAGGACAUUUUAAAUGAUAAUUAUUUGGAGGAGAUUAUGAGAAAAUACGGUGACUCUCCCCCCAAACAAGUGGUUAAACAAAGUAAAAAUGAAGAAACCACCAAAUUUGAAAGUGCAAGUGUUGCUGACGUUCGUGGUGAAGAAAAAUAUAAUUCUCAGAAAGGCAUUCACAAUAAGACCCCAAAAUCUCAAAAGUCUGAUGUUAGUGGGCAAAUUUUUACAGCAAACGACACGUUUCAAAAAAAUCAGACCAAAUUUGACAAAGAAAAAGAAAAGGCUGAAAAACUACGCAAUGAGUUCAGCUCAGAAAAUGAUAUCGUUGAAGACACCCCAGUUUUAGAACCUAAAAACAAAAAGCCUAAGCUUCAAUUGUCAAAGAAUACAGAUAUUAAAGUAUCAUUACUACAGCGUCCCCUUGAAAUUAAAAGUAAAACAUCACCAAAGUGCGGCAAUGGUGACACUGGCCUGAAACUAAAUAAUUCUGUUGUAUAUUCUACAGAGAGAGAAGUUGCUGAAAUGCUAGAAAAUCUUGAAAAUGAUGAAUUUUUUGAGGAUAUGGAUUAUGAAACUCAGAACAAAACAGCACAAAAAUAUAAUCCUGCUGUAAAUGAACAACCCAAAACAAAUUGUGAAAAUAGUGGAUUUCGAGAGCUGGCAACAAUACAAAAUGAUAAUGUCGAAACAAUUGAGAAUUAUUUUGAUGGGGAUGACCAAGUUGAAGCAGAAUUAGAAAGAAUUUGUAUCAGUGCUGAACAAAGAAAAGUAGAGGAAAUGGAGAAUGUUAGUAAAGUGAAGAUUUUGCAAAAUAUUAGAAUUAGACAUGAAGUAGUUUCAGCCAAUGAUAUAAUCAGUGAUAGUAAUUCUGACCUCAGCGAUGAAGAGGUAGUGGAAACUACUCCAGACAACCUUAAACUUUCUUCAACCCCAAAUAGGUUCUUCAAUGGUCUGGAAAAUGUUUCCAAUUUGUCUCCUACUAAAAACAAUUUGGAUGAUUUAUGCUUACCACCACCUCCAGGCUUCGGAGAUGAACCCAAAUUAGAAAGUCCAGUCGAAAUCGACAAUGAAAUUUUAAACAAAUCUCAGUUAACCCCAGACAGACUAACAGACUUUAUAGUUACUCCUCAGACAUACUGGUCACGUAGAGAAGAGAAGUCUCUGAAGUGUUCUCAACUAUCUAAUAUAUCAUUGGUUAUAGCCACCAACACACCCAAACUACACACAAAAAUUCAACAUAGCACCCCCACUUCUCAAGCAAAAUAUAUAGAAACUCUAAAUUUUUCCCCAAUUAAUAAAGUAACCACACAAAAUUUUCAAGGAACAUGUCUGGGUAUAUCUCGAAAAACACCCUUGGUAACUUCGUCAAAGUCAGCUACCAAAACGCAAAAUCUAAUGACUAGCACACCUAACCAAAGGAGCAUUUUAAAUUAUGUCAAGUCCUCCCAAGAAAAUGCCAAUAGUGCCAAAACCAAACCUUGCAUAAUAUGGACCAGAAUUGUCAACAAAGAUCUCCAAGUUUUUAAGGAAUUGGAAGUGAAAAAAUUAGUUACUGUGAGUAAUUCAUUUGGUCCCUCGACUACUCAUCUGGUAGUUGUAGUUGAUGAAAAUGGUCGCCUAAAAUCGCACACAGCCAAGUUUCUACUAGCGGUAGCGGCGGGUCUGUGGGUUGUGAGAUAUGAAUGGGCUCAGGAUUGUUUAAAGUACAAUAGAAUUGUUUCAGAGGAGCCAUAUGAAGCUCUUGAUUUAUCUGGAGUACCUGGACCAAAGAUCUCAAGAACCACAAGGUUAAUUAACCCUUUGUUUAAGGGUUUCCGAUUUUGUUGUGCACCUCCAUUUUCAAUUGUUUCCAGAACAGAAAUCGAGAAUGCUCUGAAAAUGCUUGGGGCUCAAAUAGUAAACCACCCCAGAGAUUUACAAAAAAAUGAUGACCAUAUAGUUAUCAUCUUAACAGAUACCACAGCAACUGAAGAAAUAAAUCAAUUUGAAUCUUUUCUCGAGGAUUACAAAACCGUAACGGUAGACAUAGAGUGGUUGACGAAGUGCAUUGGCCAAUACAAAAUUGUUAGUUUUCGUCCAUAUCUGCUUUGUUCGGAUGAACUGAUCUGUGAUUUGGGUUACCCCUCAGUGUUAAUAGAAUCCGUGCCAUUCACGCUAACUGAAGCAACAUUAGGUAAUUAA